ACUAACUCACUGUUAUCUCUCCUUUUUUAGCUAUAAAUUUACUUUGAUCUCUCUAUUACUGUUAUGUUAUCUCUUUGUUUAUGUCGGUAAUCCAUUAUACAUACAUAGGUAGCUGGAGAAACAAUUAUUAUUAAUUUAGAUUUUAUGAAUGAAAACGAUUGAAGGAAUAAUAAUUGCGACCCUUUUCCUUUUUCCCUUUUGAGUUCGAAGUUGACAUUCACCCAAUACAAUACAGAAUCAUCAUCGAUCAAAAGCUAAAAGCAGAACGAACCUCUCAACGCUAAACUAUUCAUCAACCAAUUAAGCUCAAUUCCACCGUAACCAGCUAUGUCAUUGCGCAGACGAACCUUGCUCAAGGUCAUUGUUCUCGGUGAUAGCGGGGUUGGAAAAACCUCCUUGAUGAAUCAAUAUGUGCACAACAAGUUUAGUCAACAAUAUAAGGCAACAAUUGGAGCUGAUUUUGUCACUAAAGAACUUCAAAUUGACGACAGACUCGUCACUCUACAAAUAUGGGAUACUGCUGGACAAGAGAGAUUCCAAAGUCUUGGAGUUGCGUUUUAUAGAGGGGCGGAUUGCUGUGUUCUUGCGUAUGAUGUGAAUGUCAUGAGGUCGUUUGAUUCACUUGAUACCUGGCACGAGGAGUUUCUCAAACAGGCAAACCCUCCUGAUACUAGGGCAUUUCCAUUUAUAUUGCUUGGAAACAAGAUUGAUAUUGAUGGCGGGAAUAGUCGAGUGGUUUCCGAGAAGAAAGCAAAUGACUGGUGUGCUUCAAAAGGGAAUAUUCCCUACUUUGAGACAUCUGCAAAAGAGGAUUACAAUGUUGAUGCUGCAUUCCUGUGUAUUGCCAAGACUGCCCUGGCCAAUGAGCGUGAACAGGACAUAUAUUUUCAAGGAAUUCCUGAGGCUGUUCCAGAGAGUGAGCAAAGUGGUGGUGGUGGAUGUGCAUGCUGAUAUGGAAGUACUAAAUAAUUGCAGGCACUCCCUUCAAUGCUGUGUUUCAAAUUCUUCAAAUUCUUUUUGGUCAUAUAGUGUACUACGCUGUAUGCCAUGAUUGUGUGGGUAAAUUGUGUACCUCGAUGUUCCCUUUUUGAUAGUACUAUUGUUUUGGGAAGGAUGAGCUUGAGAAUGUUGCACACUUGGGGAAAACAUAUUCCAUUGAUUUACCACGAAUUAGAUAGGCUUGAAGUGAUUUUUGUUUUCUUUGGUGUUCAAAUUGAGAUGUGGCAUGAAAUGUUAAUAUUCUGUUUGAAUGAUGUACUCAGCAGACAUUAAUUUGUGCGGUGCUUCACAUAGUUGAAUAGUUUUGUUUUGUUUGCAAGUAAACUAUAAUAUUUGAACUCUUAAUGUUACAGGUAAGGUUGGACUGGUUGGUAUAUGA
Molecule: messenger RNA, 1378 nt
Organism: Medicago truncatula (barrel medic)
Lineage: Eukaryota; Viridiplantae; Streptophyta; Magnoliopsida; Fabales; Fabaceae
Product: ras-related protein Rab7
Exons: 7
Coding region: 328-951 (207 amino acids)
Cellular component (GO): vacuolar membrane
Molecular function (GO): GTP binding; GTPase activity
Source: RefSeq, a predicted model, not a curated record